AUGGAGCAAGCGGUGCCAACUUCCCCGACUCGACUGAAGAAUCUCGACCUGCCUCCGCUUCCAAAUCAGCCUGCGGCACCAGCCAGCAGCCCGGACGAUGAAAGCAAGAGCCACACGAUCAACCAGGUGACUGAGCUACAAGAAUCACUCCUCGCGUACAUUCAGCGGGUCGACACAACAAAAUCCGAGUAUAUCAAGAUCUCAAAGGAAAACGAGCUGCUGCUGGAUUACAUCAACAACCUGAUGGAAGCCUCCGGCACCGCCGUCCAGACAGGCACACCCGAGCCCGCAAAGAAAAAGUACCUGGACCACUAG
Molecule: messenger RNA, 315 nt
Organism: Polychytrium aggregatum
Lineage: Eukaryota; Fungi; Chytridiomycota; Chytridiomycetes; Polychytriales
Exons: 3
Coding region: 1-315 (104 amino acids)
Cellular component (GO): trans-Golgi network
Source: RefSeq, a predicted model, not a curated record